Messenger RNA from Sardina pilchardus (European sardine), 2028 nucleotides. Its product is annotated as C-type mannose receptor 2-like. NCBI's taxonomy places the organism in Eukaryota, Metazoa, Chordata, Actinopteri, Clupeiformes, Clupeidae. The transcript has 7 exons. The coding region runs from base 394 to 1383 and encodes 329 amino acids. The record is from RefSeq and is a predicted model, not a curated record.
AUUUUAUUUCUUGUUAUAGCCUAUGCAAUAUUGACUUCGAGCAUUCUGGGUAAAUCACGUCGCUUGUUUUCCUGUUAAGUUUCGUUUUCUGUUGUGAUGAUGAGCAGACGGCUGUGCACUGAAAAAAGAGAUAAUUAAUUUACCCUCAGACAAUUCCUGCAGUUAUCCUGAGUAUAAUCCAGUCCUUGACAUUCAGAGAUGCAAUCAUUGACAAAAAUUAUCCUCCUCCACCUCUCCCGUUGAGGGUAUUCAUAUUCCUGUCAGCUCAGAUAAUGAUUUGCAUUUGCGGUGGUACUACGGAAAACCACACAUGUAAAUAAACAGUGGAAGAUUGUACAGAGAAGAGCUAGAAGAGAAGAGGGACAAACAGAUCUGGAGACACAUUGCCAGAACAUGGAGGUCCAUACUUUCCUCAUCCUUCUACUAACAGGACACUAUGUGAUAGUCUCAUGUCAUCCCCAUCAGUACUCGUUUGUGUCAAUCAAUAAGACCUGGACAGAGGCCCAAGCGUACUGCAAGGAGAGGUGGGGCACUCUGGCCACUGCCACCAGUGCAGGGGACAUGGAGCUACUGACCAAGGCCGCCACGGAUGAAGGUCAUGGGGGCGACUUCUGGAUCGGCCUGUACAACAGCUGGCAGUGGUCACUGGCUGGCAAUGAUGAUUAUUCCAAGGAGGCGGAGUUCCAGAACUGGGGAUGGGAUGAGCCACAUUAUGACAAGAAGGAAAACUGCACGGUCAUAGAAGCACCGACAGGGAAGUGGCAAGACUGGCCGUGUGAAACAAACUUUACCUUCGUGUGCUAUGAUCAAGGGAAGUCUGACCCCUAUAUCCCCGUGGCCACACCUCUCAGCUGGUCUCUGGCUCAGAACUACUGCAGGACCCACCACACUGACCUGGCCGUCAUAACGGACGAGGCUCAGAACCAACAGGUCAAGAACAAGGUCUCGGGCCUCUCUUGGCAGUUUACCUGGAUCGGCCUGUUCCGACACGGCUGGAGGUGGAGCGACACAACUGGUACCACAUUCAACAACUGGACAUUCAGUCAGCCAGUCAACGGGGAGGGUACCUGUGGGUCGGUCUCAAUGGGCGACAGUGGCAUAGUGAAGAACAGACAGUGCUACAUCCAAAUGCCAUUUGUCUGCUGCUACAAAGGGGUUGUGCGUAAGCAAAUCGUCAGAGUGAAGAUACGAUCAGAAUCCAAUGUCGACAUGAACAACCCUGCUCUUCAUACAGCAAUCAUGGAACAGAUUCAGCAGAAACUGUUGAAGGGAAAGCAGCAGCCUUCUGAUAUCCGUCUGACAUGGAUGAAGCAAUACGAUGGACAGAUAUUCCACGCAGAAGGAGAUGACACACCCAUAAAAAAAAAUAGAGUAGAGCUGUAGGAGCCAUUUUUUUUUAUCUUGUUUUGUGAAUGUAAUUUGUCCACUAGGUGUCACUAUGUUAUUCUAUGUGUGCGCACCAUAUCAGGGGGGAACUAUUGUUCAGGUGACAGGUGUUGCUUGACGAAGGGGGAGCACACAUAGUUUUUUGACCGCUUCGCUGUGGCAGGCCAAACUGGCUUACGAUAUUUUGUGAACAUUGAAUGUUGGACAUUUUAUACAACUCGUGGUGAGCAAUAAAAUGCCUUAAACAGCACGUAAUGUCUCGGAUGCAUUUUCAUGGACACAAGUAACGUAAGUGGCUAUAAAGCGCAUCAAUUAAGUGCCCUGUCUAGCAACCCCUCGGGGCUUUGAGUUUAGGCUUAGCCUCUACAAGAGCUUUAAAUAAUAUUCUAGUUCUUGAUUAUAAACAUAACUGCCACUAGUGGAAGCGAAACAUAGUAAUUUGCAUUGUAUCUUAUAUUUAUCUUAGUUUAUUAUGUCAGAAUUUAGCGCACAAAACAAUGUUGUGCCGAUCUCCAUAUAGCCUUUUUACUUCCCAGCAUGCGUUGCAAAAUUGCCCAUCCCACAUACACACUCGUGUGUGCAUGGGCACACCGACAGUGCACACAAGUCUGUUGAUACACACAUACACUGGCACACAUGCGU